AUGCCGGGAUAUUUGGGGACUCAGUUGGUUCAUGAGAGCCAAGAACUCAUAUUUGCGGCAUACGAUAGCGAAUGGAUUCCUCGGUCAGAAUCAUUUAAGAGAAGUCUGAGGCUUUUUAUGGAACGUUCUAAAACUCCCAUCAUGAUAACAGGCCUUAAAAUGUUCUCACUAUCGCUCACCACCUUCACUUCAAUUAUGAAGACUGCAUAUUCGUUAUUUGCGUUAAUAAGAAACUUUCAAGAAAACUAA
Molecule: messenger RNA, 249 nt
Organism: Arctia plantaginis
Lineage: Eukaryota; Metazoa; Arthropoda; Insecta; Lepidoptera; Erebidae
Source: the annotation of a GenBank genome assembly